Molecule: messenger RNA, 1371 nt
Organism: Aureobasidium pullulans EXF-150
Lineage: Eukaryota; Fungi; Ascomycota; Dothideomycetes; Dothideales; Saccotheciaceae
Product: acyl-CoA N-acyltransferase
Exons: 2
Coding region: 184-900 (238 amino acids)
Molecular function (GO): acyltransferase activity, transferring groups other than amino-acyl groups
Source: RefSeq, a predicted model, not a curated record
CGCACUUUAGUCGCAUCCUCCUCAACGUCCUUCCGAAUUUGCUUGUCCCAGGCAGCAGCAUUAUUGCGCGGCCCCCUGUCCCUACUACAUUGUACAGACAUACACAGACCAUAGGCACUAACCAUCAUAUCUCAAUACCUCAUUCCUGCUGCAAAAGCUCCCCUAGAGUCACCACCACCCAGCAUGCCCUUCUCCAUACAAGUCACCGAUCCCACCAAGGCCAAUGAAUUGGCAAAAGUAAUGACCGAUUCUCGGUGGGUGGAUCCUCAUUGGAAAAUCCUCUUCGAAGACGGCACCACUGCAGACCAUGUCGUCUCGGAAACAGCACAACGUCUGCCCUACAAUCUAACCCGCAGACAAGGCAAAAGACAUCAAAUGGCCGUCGAUCACGUUACUGGAGAGGUGGUGGGUACGGCUAGAUGGAUAUUGCCUGAGCAUUUGCGAGACCCCAAGUUCAAGACGUGGCCGGAAGCUAGGGUGCCAUCGCCGAGUAUCGAAGACGAUGAGAAAUUUCGGAAGAAGUUUGAGGAUGCUACGGACGAAGAGGGGAGGAUUAAGCACUUGAGGUGGGAUCUGAUGGAGGUGAGGAAUACGCCGUUGGAAGAGAUUGAUGCGAAAAUCGUACAUGACAAUGGUCCUUUCCUAACUCUGGACUAUCUAUCGACUGCACCUCACUAUCAAAGAAAAGGUGUCGGCAGUGCUCUAUUGCAACGCGGUCUCGAAGUGGCCGAUGCCAAUAAUUUGAGUACCUAUGUCACAGCAUCUCCUGCGGGCUUGAAGCUAUAUCUGAACCAUGGCUUUGAGAUUGUUGAGACUUUCUCUCUCGAGUACCCUGACUUUGGCGGUACGGAGCCUGUGGUGGACUAUUUCAUGAUCCGUAAGCCGAAACAGAAGUCAUAGUCCAUUUCUAGUGAAUGCCUGGCAAGCAUAUCUAUGCUGCAUUCACAUGGGCAGGUUGUCCGGUGAAAGCUUCAAACAUGGAGAAGGAGAAGAGCAGAAAGCAAAUUCUGGCUGAUUAUAGCAAUGAGCAGCUGAAGAAAGAAUCUUUGGAAUUGAAGGAAGAGAUGAAGCGCCGAGGAAUAAGAUGAGUUAAUGAUGGACACGAUGACAUCUAUCGAUCGACGCCUAUCAUCAGCAUAGGGUCUCUUUAAUUUCACUGAACGCUUCAUAGAAAGCCGAAACAUCUUCUGCACCUUCGAGCCUCUUUCCGUUAAUCUCAAACGUUGGCACUGAGUUCACUCCUGACUCCCUGGCUUUUUGCGCCUCUCUAUCCACUUCUUCUCCUCCAUUGUCACUCUCCAGCCAUGCGACGACCACUUUUUCCUCCAUACCAGCAGCAAUUCCAGCCUUGAUCAAAACGACAUGAUCAGU